Molecule: messenger RNA, 1758 nt
Organism: Photinus pyralis (common eastern firefly)
Lineage: Eukaryota; Metazoa; Arthropoda; Insecta; Coleoptera; Lampyridae
Product: modular serine protease-like
Exons: 10
Coding region: 189-1706 (505 amino acids)
Biological process (GO): proteolysis
Molecular function (GO): protein binding; serine-type endopeptidase activity
Source: RefSeq, a predicted model, not a curated record
UUUAACCAGAUGUCUACUUAACAUUGGAAGCUUACUUACUAUAGUCAUACAAUAAUCUACUCGUGCAAAAACCUGUGCAAAAGUGAAUUAUGUUAAGUGCCUGACAGUGAUACCGCUAUUUCAUGUGUUCAAAGUUUGUGUACAAUUACACUGACUAAAAAAUUAAAAAAAAAAACAUCAAUGAAAAUAUGGGAGUGUACUGUAUGAUCCUUAUUUACUUUGCAACUAUAAGUGGAGAAUUUGUGUGCAGUAACCCAAGUGGAUCCCAAGAAGCUAGAAUACAUGAUACUCUCGAAACAUAUAGACGCCAAUCUACACAAUGCAAGAGUGACCAAUUUCAUUGUGAUUCAAACGAUUGUAUAAGUAAAGAAAAGGUGUGUGAUGGUAAAGCUGAUUGUCCAAACUCUGAUGAUGAAAAACUGAAAGAAUGUGCGGAAGUUACAAAGGAGCCACCACCAGGCGCUUGUUUAAUCCCUAAUCAUCCGAACAAUGGAGAGUACAGACUUGGCCUGGGAAAUUCGACACCUGGAGAAUAUGCCCCAAUGUACAAAGUUUUAGUCUUGCAAUGUGAAGAACCUCAAUAUAAGCCGUAUCCUCCUGCGCUUGGUGUAGGAGCAGAUCUACCAUUGUGCAUAGACGGCAAAUGGUCCCCGACCCCACCUACAUGUGCACCGGCAUGCAAACCGUUACAGUCCACAACAACAACAAAAGUUACAUGUAAACAUGGUGACAAAAUUUUGGAUAAUUGUGAUAAUCCUGUCCACAAUACUGUUGCGGUCUUCGAAUGUGAACCGUUUCAUGAAAUGCCAGAACUCUCUCUGAAUCCAGAUAUUCUUUGUUUAAAUGGAAGUUGGGAUUACCCUGUUCCACAGUGCCUUCCAGUGUGUGGUCACAAACGCCCCAAAAACGUACCGCACCUGGUUGGAGAUGUAACUGAAAAAAAAUCGGAUUAUCCAUGGCAUGUCGCUGUAUUCAACGCUACCAAUGAUAACAUAUGUGGAGGUUCAAUAAUUAGCCAACGACUAGUGCUCUCAGCUGCCCAUUGCUUUACAGAUCAAGAUGGAAAACUAUACCCUUUUGAAGAUUAUAAGAUAGUAGCAGGCAAAUACUAUCGUAACUAUGACGACCCUAGAGAUCAUGGAGCUCAAGAGUCUGCUAUAGAACACAUUUACAUUGCACCAAAAUAUAAAGCAAUGUACAACUAUUACGAGGCGGAUCUUGCCAUCAUUGUUUUAAAAGAACGCUUGAAAGUUACUGGUGACGUACAACCUGUGUGUAUUGAUUGGAGGAACCAAUUUGAACAGCAGCAACUCGUAGAAAAUAAUGUAGGAAUCGUUGUCGGCUGGGGUCAAACAGUCCUUGGUAGUGAGCCCUCCAUGGAACUAAAAGCAUUGCAAGUGCUCUACAAGCCGUACUCGGAUUGUUAUGAUCAAGUUCCACCUGAGUUUAGAAAAUUUUUAACUUUCGACAAAAUAUGUGCCGCUUAUUUAUCUGCAAAACAACCAGUUUGCCUUGGUGACAACGGAGGUGGAUUGACUUUUCAAAGGAAUCAAAACCGAUUUUAUCUUAGAGGCCUUGUAAGCACAUCUCCAUCAUCAACAGAAACUGGAACAGUAACCUGUGAUGAAAAUCAAUAUCCUACAUACACAUUGAUAUCUAAAUAUAUAGAAUACAUAAGAAGAAUUGAAAUUCAAUAUAGAUCGUAAAUUGCAUGCGUCAAUUUUAUAUUUUUACAAAUAAAAAUUAAAAUAAAGUAAA